GCGCGCGAUUCAGCUCCGCUCUGGGAGGCAUAAUGGCGCUCUGAGAGAACUGAUCUAUUAAAUUAUUCUUUCUCCUCUCCAAACCAGUAUUAUACAGGGUUUCCCAAUGUCCGUGGCCAAUGCGAAACAGGCCAUCUUCAACCCGGUAAUUCCUUUCACAGGACUCAUCCCAGGUGGGCUUCAGCCCGGAGAGAUGAUAGUGGUCCAGGGCUGCGUUCACAAUGACGCUGACAGGUUCCAGUUUGACCUGACCUGUGGGAGCAGCACGAAGCCCCGAGCCGACGUCGCUUUCCACUUCAAUCCCCGCUUCAGGAGCUCUCCUUGCAUCGUUUGUAACUCCUUACAGCAAGGUAGCUGGGGCAGAGAGGAGACUCUGGAUCAGAUGCCCUUUAAGCAAGGAGCAUCCUUUGAGACGAUUAUUCUAGUACAGGAAGAUGUGUUCAAGGUGGCGGUAAAUGGAGCUCAUGUCCUGGAGUAUCAGCACAGAAUCCCUCUGCACAGGGUUGAUACGUUCUCCGUAUCAGGAAAAGUUCAAAUACACGCCAUUGGCUACGUCCCAAGCUCAGCAAUAUUUUCAGAAUCAGGUGAUCUGAGUAUACCCUACAGGGGCAGUAUACUUAAAGGGCUGAGUCCUGGACAGCACAUUACAGUCAAGGGCCGCGUCAGCUUAUUUCCUCACAGCUUCUCUGUGAACCUGAGGUGCAGCGAGUCAAAAAACAUCGCCCUACACCUGAACGCACGGAUCAAAUCGGGCACCUUGAUCCGCAACUCUUUCUUGAGCGAGUCUUGGGGACCGGAGGAGAUCGAGCUGUCGUACUUCCCGUUCACAGCUGGGAAAUACUUUGAGAUCAUCAUCCUGUGCCAGAAUCACCAGUUUAAAAUAGCUGUGAAUGGAGAGCAUCUGCUGGAGUUCAGACACCGAGUGCAGGACCUGAGCUCCAUCACCCAGCUGGAGGUCCUCGGAGACCUGGACUUGCAGGACAUUAAGCUCUGGUGACUCUCAGACCAGUAACAGCACACAUGCUCACUUAAGCGCUUUUAAAAAACAAACAAACAGCCAAUUAACGAAUACACAGCUGUGUCACUGACCGAGAACGCCCAAUGCACACCACUGCAUGUGAAGAAAGGGCUGCGUUUCCAAAACAUAUGAGACCUGGAUCCAUAGAACUUUUUCCAUAGCGUAGCAAUUAGCUAAUAGAAUUUUAUAUUAUAGAUAUAAAAAACACACACAAUCAGCGGCUGCUUACUCGCCUUAAUGACAAACGUAUUUAAAAAAAAUCAGGGUACAUUUUACGAGAUGAAACGGUGUGAAAAACAUGCACAGAGGAUUUACUGCUCACUCACGAAGCUGUUAUCUGGAUGAGCGAAGACGUUCUGGAAGGCAGAGUCAGUUAUUUUUAUUUAAAGCUUUAAAGUGACACAGCGGUUCAGAUGAAUCGCUACACUCAACUCCAGAAUUGUUGGCACCCUUCAUAAAAAUGAACAAAAACAGAUCAUAUGACUAACGUGCCUAAAAAAUUAUAUAUAAGCAAGAAGGAUUGUACUUCUAGAAAACAAAAUGUAUGUAGCAGUCUUCAGUGGGUCCAUGGAUUUUGUUCAAUAACUGGAUGCAACACCUCGAAUAAUUGUCAUCAGAAUUAUACAGACAUGGAGCCGAACCGGAGACGAUUGAAAAACAUGAUGCGAACGGACUGCACUCGCGCACAAUAAGAGAUAAUUAUGCAGUUUUACACCCGUCAUGUUUGGUUAAAGUGGAGGACUGUAUAGCAAAGAGUACAAAUGUAUUGUUACGGAGUAACUGGUGUUAUAAUUAAUGUGCUUUAUACUUAUGUAUUUAAUAAAGCAUGUAAUAAACACUA
Neoarius graeffei (lesser salmon catfish) is the source of this 1859-nucleotide messenger RNA. RefSeq names its product galectin 8b (gene lgals8b). The transcript has 8 exons. The coding region runs from base 107 to 997 and encodes 296 amino acids. Lineage: Eukaryota; Metazoa; Chordata; Actinopteri; Siluriformes; Ariidae. Gene Ontology annotation, molecular function: carbohydrate binding. The record is from RefSeq and is a predicted model, not a curated record.